AUGGCUGAUAAUUCGUCGUUGCUAUCAACUUCGACUCCAGUACAUGCACGCGUUGUUAUUAAGACCCAGCCAAACUUUAAUAGCUUCAGCAGUCUUAUACAGAAUGAUACUCCAAAGGCGAAAGUUGAGUCUCAACCUGAUCUCUCUGUGGCUCAACGAACUAGAGCCCUAUUUAAUAUAAUCUCCCGACCGCCCCUUCUUUGUGCUCCCAGCUUUGGCAUAGAACUUCCUUUCGAAUCAGUUACCAAAGCGAAGAGCGCAGAUUUGGAAAAGGCUUCUAAAGAACUUAAAGAUCUUGCCUGUGCUGACCUCUGUCUGCUUUCUGUUGAUGGUCUAUUGGAUGGUUUGUACGUCGCAAGGAACGCCGUAGAACACCUCUACGAUGAAUGUGAAACAUUGCAGGCAAAGGAACACAGCGAUUCAAUGGCAGCCACUCUUAAUGUUUUGGACUUUUUUCUCAACCGAGUUGACCCAAUUCUGCGUAAACUAAUCGAUCUCCGAGUUUCGAUGAAUGACUUUACUCUGGGCGAAAUAAUCGGCCGCGGUGCUUGUGGUGUCGUUCGUGUAGUGCAUGAGAAAACCCCUCCGCAUUCCGUUCUUGCUAUGAAAUCGCAGUUUAAAGGAUCCUGGCUUUUUCACGAUCCGGAGGGAGCUCAGCUUUUGCUAGAACGUACUGUUUUAGCUCAAGCCAUGAUGAUCGAUAAUCCCUGGCUGCCUCAUCUUCACUAUGCCUUUCAAGAUGAGAGUCAGUUGCACCUGGUCAUGGACUACGAGCCCGGUGGCGAUAUGUACAUAUUUCUUAGCAAAGCUGCUCAUCUACUCGACUCAGAAAUGAUUCAGUUUUACGCCGCCGAAGUAGUUGAGGCCACCCAUUCGCUGCAUCAGAUGGGCUAUAUCCACUGCGAUAUCAAGCCUGAAAACUUCGCUAUUGAACGUAGUGGUCAUCUCAAGCUGAUUGAUUUCGGCUCUGCCAUUCGGCUGGAUUCUAAUGGAAAGUGUGUUUGUCCUACAAUGGUCGGCACAAAGGAGUACCUCAACAUUGAACUCCUAACCCAACGCAAGCGAGGUGCAAAGGAUUCCCUCCGUGUUGGCCCCUGCUAUGACUACUGGGCCAUUGGGGUUUUUAUCUACGAGAUGUUCUACACGCAGACGCCCUUCUAUGACGAGAAUGAUGACAAGAUGAUGGAUAAUAUUAUCAAUUUCAAGACCGCAUUGCAUUUUCCCCAUAAUGUGAACGUGCCUGAUGCCGCCAAGGAUCUCAUUCGCCAACUCAUCUGUGAUCCCAGCGAGCGGCUGACCUAUGAAGGCAUUGUUCAGCACCCCUUUUUUCAAGAUGUCGACUUCGCCACCAUUAGGGAACACACACCGCCCUACCUGCCACCAGUAGGUCAACUCGACGAUGUCGGUAACUUCUCUGGUGGUGGAGCCCGCGCCCGCGACGAUGCCCUCCACGACAUUUCUAACGACGUGACGAUCUCCCCCUCCCGUGGCCUCUACCCCACCCCACAACGCGUCAACCAGCUCCAGAGGCUUUCCAAUCUCGAGAAUGUUGAUCCACAGUCAGCGAAGGAGAUCCAACGCCGAGCCAUCAUCGAGGCUGCCGCGGUGCCUCUCACCGAGGAAGUGCAGGAGGUGGAGGAUAUCGCUUGGCAGGGACCGGCUUACGCCGCCGAUCUGCCCUUUGUCGGCUUCUCGUUCACCCCCACAAUGCUUAUUGGCGAGUCACAGUGUCGUCAAAGGCAGCUUCGUGCUCUGAUUGACAACUCAACGAUGGUGCAGAGUCGUUUGAGCAUUCUGGAGGCCUCGACCAUUGGGGAGGAGGCCAUGGCGAAGAUUAUGGAGGUGAAGCGGCGCAAUCGAUUCUUGGAAAAGCAGAUCACGCUUCAGGAGGAUGAAAUUCAGGCGAGUGGCAUUAUAUUCUUUGGAUGUUCUCAUAACUUGCGGAAGAGGCUGCAAACAUCUGUCUUUGAAGCUGAGAUUCUGACUGAUCUGGAUAGCGUUGUAAAUAACAGCAUUAAGCAGCAGUCAGAGGAAAGACAAGAGGUAUUGAAACUGGAGGCACGAGUGAACGCUCUGACUCUGGAGAAGGCCAAGCUGGUUGAAGAGUUGAGCGAGACACGCAAGUGUCUGUUAGACUUUAACAGCCUCAAAGAUCUACUGAACUCGGUCGAUAGAAAAGCCGUGGACGAAGCGCAUUCGUUGAAGGUUAAGCUCGAUCAGGCGGACGAGAACAGUCGUCUUCAAUCAGAAGAGUUAACGCAGGUGCGGCAGCAGCUGGAGCGUCUGCGUAACUCCAACACGAAGUUGGUGGCAGAACGCGACGCGGCGAUCGCACGUGCGGUGAAGGCGGAGGAGAGUGCAGCUGCGCAGGCGGAUGAGGCGGAGGCGGCGAGGGUGGCAGCGAAUAACGAGGUACUUCGCCUCACCACCACUACCGAGCAGCAGGGAAAACUCAUCAAUCACCUUCUCAAUCUCCUGCCUGCCGAGCGGCGAAAGACUGUCAGUGGAGGGAACGGGGGUCCUGCCACCGAGUUGAUCGAUGCCGCCACUCCGCAAACCUUACCUUCCCAGCCGCCCAUAGGUCAGGUGCCGGGCGGAGUGUUCGUGCGUUCCCGUUCGCGAUGGCUGGGAGGGCGAACCAAACCCUCGACUGGACAUUCAGCUCUUUUUCUUAAAACUCGCAGUAUGUUGAAGGGGAAGAAAACCACUGCUGGCACAUCGGUGGCUGGUGCCGGUGCGCAUAAGUUCUCACUUGCCCUGAUCGGUGAUGCGAUAGACGUCAAAAAGAGCGCAGUCUUCAAGUCCAUGAUCGGCUUAGGUUCAACACAACGCGAUUACGAGGACAAUGGUAAUCAUCCACAUCCAUCAACUUCCCGCUCCCGCGUACCGCCACCCAAGCGUCGCAUGGCUGCUUGGGUUCGCACUCUCUCCACCCUUCGCUCCAAGAAGCUUCUCCAUAACGCCACCACGGAGACUGCUAAGCGUUCUCGUUCCCACCUCCCCGACUCCAAUGCUUUCACUGAGGACGACGUCGAUGCUGACACUGGAGGUGUCUACAUGGGUGAUGAUAUGUCGUUAGAGUAUCCCCCACUGGAGGCAGACUAUAUUGUUUCUGACGUCGACUACAUGCGCGGCUCAGCCUCCACGCUAUCCUCACUCCGCUCCUCCAGUUUGCAAAGUCUGCCAGAAACAGCCUGUCGAGUUAUGUGGCCGGAGCAGUACAUUGUUCCUCAGGUGCAGAAAUCGGGGACUGCUGCAAUCGCUACAGGACAAAAAUCGAAGGAGCCUCAUCCUUUUUUGCUGAAACAGAUCAGCCGUGUACUGGGCAAAGGGAAGGCAAAGGCCGGGGAGGAGUGA
Molecule: messenger RNA, 3357 nt
Organism: Echinococcus granulosus
Lineage: Eukaryota; Metazoa; Platyhelminthes; Cestoda; Cyclophyllidea; Taeniidae
Product: Citron Rho-interacting kinase
Exons: 15
Coding region: 1-3357 (1118 amino acids)
Biological process (GO): actomyosin structure organization; peptidyl-threonine phosphorylation
Cellular component (GO): cytoskeleton; cytoplasm
Molecular function (GO): protein serine/threonine kinase activity; ATP binding
Source: RefSeq, a predicted model, not a curated record